Molecule: messenger RNA, 1725 nt
Organism: Aspergillus clavatus NRRL 1
Lineage: Eukaryota; Fungi; Ascomycota; Eurotiomycetes; Eurotiales; Aspergillaceae
Product: asparagine--tRNA ligase DED81
Exons: 2
Coding region: 1-1725 (574 amino acids)
Biological process (GO): asparaginyl-tRNA aminoacylation
Cellular component (GO): cytoplasm
Molecular function (GO): asparagine-tRNA ligase activity; nucleic acid binding; ATP binding
Source: RefSeq, a predicted model, not a curated record
AUGGCCUCCAUCUACAUUGACGAGGAUGUCGGCCUGGACGAUUCAACCGCCACCGGUUCCGAAGCCGCCCCCUACAAGACUCUGGUCCAUGCGUUCUUGCAACAACCUCCCGCUGAAGGCAACCAAUACUUGAUGCGCAAGUCGCAAACAGAACCUGCUGGUGAGAACGUCGAUCCCGCCGCCAAGUUGGAGUGGAAGUCCGCAACCAAGUCCGCCACGAAGAAGGCCCUCAGCAUCGUCGAGCAGCGCAAGAAGAAGGCUGCAAAGGAGCAGGAGCUGGCUAUCCGGGAGAAGCAGGAUGCGGAGAAGCGUCAAAAAGUCCUGGAGGAUGCCAAGAAGGUCGUCAUCACCGAGGACGCCUCGCUCCCCAAGCCCGUGCGCAUUCGCCUGGACGUCACCGACCCAGAGAUUGUUAAGCUGGGAUCUCCCGAGUCCGAGACCCCGGGUACCCGGGUCCGCGUGCUGGGUCGUGUGCACCGCUUGCGUGCACAGAAGGAUGUCAUCUUCCUGACUCUGACCGACGGCUACGGCUACCUGCAGUGUAUCCUGACCGGCAACUUGACGAAGACCUACGAUGCCCUGACCCUCACUAUCGGAACCUCCAUGGCCAUCCACGGUGAGAUGCGCGCGGUGCCUCCCAAGCAGCACGCUCCCAACGACCGCGAACUUCAUGCGGACUUCUACACCGUCAUCGGCCGUGCUGCCGGUGACAAGGAGGCCAUCACCACCCGUGUGGCCCCCGAUGCCGACCCUCAGACCCUGUAUGACAACCGUCACCUGGUCCUUCGUGGCGAGACCUCCUCGGCCGUGUUGAAGGUGCGCGCCGCCACUCUCAAGGCCUUCCGGCAGACCUUCGAGGAGCACCGGAUGCUGGAAGUUACCCCUCCCGCUAUGGUGCAGACCCAGGUCGAGGGCGGUAGCACACUGUUCAAGUUCGACUACUACGGCGAAGACGCCUAUCUCACCCAAUCUUCCCAGCUCUAUCUCGAAACCUGCCUCCCCUCCCUGGGUGAUGUCUUCUGCGUCUGCCCCUCCUUCCGUGCUGAGAAAUCCCUCACCCGCCGCCAUCUGUCCGAGUACACCCACAUCGAGGGCGAGCUCGACUUCAUCACUUUCACCGACCUGCUCGACCAUCUCGAGAACGUCAUCUGCCGUGUCAUCGAACUCACUCUUGCUGACCCGGCCACCGCUGCUCUCAUCAAGCAGCUCAACCCCGACUUCAAGACCCCUAGCCGCCCCUUCCGCCGCAUGAGGUACUCGGAUGCCAUUGAGUGGCUGCGCGAACACGACAUCCCCAACGAAGAGGGCAAGCCCCACCAGUUCGGUGACGACAUCGCCGAGGCUGCCGAGCGUAAGAUGACCGACAUCAUCAACCAGCCCAUCUUCCUCACCCACUUCCCCGCUGAAAUCAAGGCCUUCUACAUGAAGAAGGACCCCGAGGACCGCCGCGUCACCGAGAGUGUCGAUGUCCUCAUGCCCGGUGUCGGCGAAAUCGUCGGCGGCAGUAUGAGAAUGGACGACUGGGACGAGCUGAUGGCCGCGUAUAAGCACGAGGGCAUGGACCCCGCCCCGUACUACUGGUACACCGACCAGAGAAAGUACGGUACCUCCCCCCACGGUGGAUACGGUCUGGGUCUCGAGCGAUUCCUGGCCUGGUUGUGUGCCCGCUACACCGUCAGAGAUUGCUCUCUGUAUCCUCGCUUCACCGGCCGUUGCAAACCCUAG